GGCGCGGGGACCCGGCGCGGAGCGGCGCGGAGACCCAGCUCCCCUUUCCGCCUGACGCACCUGCUUUGCUUUAACCUGCCCGGGCCGUUCGCAAAGAUUCGUGUUCCUUUUUUCCCGUUAAUUCUACUAUUACAUGCAACUGUUAUCUUUGAACCAACUGAAAAAAAAUAUAUAUAUAUCAAAGAAACUCUACAAAACGUGCAUUUAAGCCAAAGGAAGAGCUGCGAGCUGUGAUUUAGGGUGGUAGGUGCCCCGGCAGCCGCCCCUCCGCUGCGCGCCCUGCCCUGCGGUGCGCCGUGGCUGGCCGGACGGGCGAUGUGUGCCCGCGCGGGGACCGGAGCGCUCAAACAAACCGAGUGCCAGCAGGGCAGAGAUGCCACCUCUCACGACCAUGAACCAGGCCCCUAAAAAUACAUUGCUCUGUUUAACCUAACUGCAGAAAUCCAUUGCCCAAAGAAUUAUCAGAAUAAGUACUUGUAACGGUAAGGACCACGUGAAUCACUCAGCGCUCCAAAAGCAAUUUUUUUCCCACAGAACAAAUUAAGCCUGCUGACAGUAGCCUUUUCUCUGAGCUACCUUUUCCAAGUAGCUGGCGUGAACACCACUCGCACGCGGUGUGUACAGCCUGAUUUUUGUAAAACAGACGAUUUCCAAAGAGACAUUUGAAAGACAUUUUCUCACUCAAAAUCAAUUAUAGCUAAGUGAUACACUAUACACGUAUACAUUUUUUUGGUCAACGUGUUGCCUACAAAGUCAGUCUGCAUUUGACAGAUGAAAUUUGGACUUGAGAAACUUAGGUGAAGAAACCAGAUCUGUUGUUUCAUGCAGAAUUGCAGCAUCUUAAUCAAAAGAGCAUCAGCAUAACCUGAAUUCAUCAUUUUUUGACAGAAAAUCUGAAAAAGAGAUUCUGCCUAACUGAAAAAGAAAAACAGCAGCAAUAAAAAAAAAUUAAUGGAUGGCAUCUCCCUCCAAAGUUAAAAAAAAUAAAUAAAAAUCAAAGUCUGGCUUGCAGUAGAGUUUGUGAGAAGCAAUGUUUCCUGCCUCACUCUCCAAAGUUAAGAAAUCAUAAAUUAGAUUACAGUCAUUAAGAAACAAGAAAAUAGCAUUGGAAGGGUGGUAAGGGAAGGAUUUUGUGAUGAUGCAGUACUAACCACAGCUUGAAUUUGUGGCUGUAGAUGAGCAGUCGCCUGAAGCCAUCAGAAACCGGAGCUGCUACAGAAAAAGCCAUUGCAGUGAGAGACCACGCAAGUGCUGUGCUGGCAUGUGCUAGGCAAGGAGAAGAGUGAAGGGUCAGAUAGAUGAGAGCAGGAUUUUGGAGAGUAAUUUGCAGAAAAUAAAAUUCAGGUGGCUCCAAGGAAGUUCUCCGUGAUUUUGCAUUUAGUGAAGCAUGGAAGGAGAGCGGUAUCUCACUCAUUAGCAGGCAUUAAGAACAGAUGAGACAAAUUGCUCCUGCGUGUACCCUAGGUACAUCCCACCCCACUGGUCCCCCGUGACCACAGAGGUCACAUGACAAGAGUUGGUGGCAGUCAACUUGGAGAGUUACAGUCAAAAUACAGCUGAGUAGCACAAAUAUUGUUUCACGUGGUAUCACGCAUGAAGUCCCGGGGGGGACUUCUUGGUGGCUGCUGUACCCAUGCUUGCCAGUCUCCAAGGUGACUGGUCCUGUGGUCCCUCGAGGACCUGCAUUUCUGUGGCGUUACCUAGGGGCUCGGGGCAGGGUCCUGUCCCCCUUGCCAAGGCGCUGUAUAACUGCUGCUGAAGGACAACCAUUGCACAAGAGGGCUAAAACCGACCAGAGACUGAACAGAUGAAGGAAAGGGGAGGGAAGGAUGAUAUAAGGUAUAAGCAAAUGGCACUGGGACAGAAUUACUUCAGCUUUGCUAAAUAUAUGCUUCCCCUUGAUUUCAUGCCUAACUUUGGGCUGUGAUAAGGGCCCUAAGUCAAAGCUUGCUUUGCCUGUGCUGUGUCAAACGCGCGCCGAGGGGUCGUGUUUAUUGGUACCUGCCCUAAAAAGCCAGGAUGCCGAGGGACUUCAUCGAUUAUCUCAGCUUACUGUAAAAUAUAAAGAUUAUUCCUCCUAAUUUUUGUUCGGUUAUAAAAUAAUUAAAUUAGAAGGGCCUUCCUUCAGAAGCUAAGAACUUCCCUUCUUCCCUUGGUAACGUCUGGCGCUGGAGCUUUCGUGCACCCAGGCGGCAGCACAGCUCCCCGGGACGCUCAGCCCAAAAAGACGAGGCUUUUCCCUUUCCUAAUUUUCAGCCCAGCCUGCUCCCCUCCGGCUGUUAACCGGGGGCGCGAAACAAGCCCCGCUCCGGGACCUCUGCCCCGGGAGCUGCUCGCUCGCUCAGCGGGGUCGGGAAUUGUCCCUCCUGCGGCGCCGCGAGCUGCGGCGAGAGGAAGCCCAGAGGCUCCUGCCACCUAGCAGGUCGUAGUCGCGCUCUCCAGACAUUCGAGCGGGCUUAACGAGCCCGUAGGGACUGAAACAAUAACAUCUCUGUAGCUAAUGCUUGCUGAAAGCGAAAGGCGGAUUACAAAACAGGCUGUUUAUUUUUAAUUAUUCAUGUGUUUGAAGUGGAAAACCUUCACGGAGCUACGCGUUGUUUGGCAGGGAUGGGAAGAAGGUGAACGGUUCGGCGAUGGUAUUAAAAGCCAUAAUUACUCAUUCCAGCCACAGCCUUUUAUUUAUUUAUUUAUUUAUUUUCGUUUUUCCCCCUUCAAGUGUAUUCCUAAAGUUUUCCCAAGUUUUCCCAAGCGCACGCGCUGGUGGGGAGGCGAACGGACGCUUCAAGCGGCGCUUUUAAUUUUCAAGGGCGGUAAAGCGCUUUAUUUUUAGGAUGCUCUUACAGAGGAAGGAAUCUCGGGCAGUUCUUAUCUCUCGGCUAAUAAUAGCGACCUCGCUCGCCCCGCGCGGCCGCCGCACUGCCGUCCCUCGGUCGCCGGCUGCUCCGAACCGCCAUCGCCUUAAAGCCUCCAAAACUGCAGACUCCUAGUAAGUCGGAGAACACCUGCUGACGGGGCACAAAGUAGCCGUAAAAAUCCUGAACAGACAGAAAAUACGCAGCCUGGAUGUGGUUGGGAAAAUCAAACGAGAAAUUCAAAACCUAAAACUCUUCCGGCACCCCCAUAUCAUCAAACUGUACCAAGUCAUCAGCACUCCCACUGACUUCUUCAUGGUGAUGGAAUACGUGUCCGGCGGUGAAUUAUUUGAUUACAUCUGUAAGCACGGGCGGGUCGAAGAGGCAGAGGCGAGGCGCCUCUUCCAGCAGAUCCUCUCCGCGGUGGAUUACUGCCACAGGCACAUGGUUGUCCACAGAGACCUGAAACCGGAGAACGUGCUGCUGGAUGCGCACAUGAACGCAAAGAUAGCCGAUUUCGGCUUGUCCAACAUGAUGUCAGACGGCGAAUUUCUACGAACCAGCUGUGGUUCUCCAAAUUACGCAGCCCCCGAAGUCAUCUCUGGAAGGUUGUAUGCCGGCCCAGAGGUGGACAUCUGGAGCUGCGGUGUCAUCCUCUACGCCCUCCUUUGCGGCACGCUCCCCUUUGACGACGACCACGUCCCCACUCUCUUCAAGAAGAUCCGAGGCGGUGUGUUUUACAUCCCCGAAUACCUCAAUCGCUCGGUCGCCACUCUCCUCAUGCACAUGCUGCAAGUCGACCCACUCAAACGAGCAACCAUCAAGGAUAUCAGGGAACAUGAGUGGUUUAAAGAAGAGCUGCCCAGUUACCUGUUCCCAGAGGAUCCUUCCUACGAUGCCACCGUCAUCGACGACGACGCCGUUCGGGAAGUCUGCGAGAAGUUUGAGUGCACCGAGUCGGAGGUGAUGAACAGCCUGUACAGUGGCGACCCGCAGGACCAGCUAGCGGUCGCCUACCACCUGAUCAUCGACAACCGGAGGAUCAUGAACCAAGCCAGCGAGUUCUACCUGGCCUCCAGCCCUCCCACCGGCUCCUUCAUGGACGACAGCACCAUGCACAUCCCGCCUGGCGUGAAGCCACACCCCGAGCGCAUGCCACCUCUGAUAGCAGACAGCCCCAAAGCACGGUGUCCUUUGGAUGCCCUCAAUACUACCAAGCCAAAACCCUUGACUGUUAAAAAGGCCAAGUGGCACCUGGGAAUCCGCAGCCAAAGCAAACCCUAUGACAUUAUGGCCGAAGUGUACCGCGCGAUGAAACAGCUGGAUUUUGAGUGGAAGGUCGUGAACUCCUACCAUCUUAGAGUGCGUCGGAAGAACCCGGUGACGGGGAACUACGUGAAAAUGAGCUUACAGCUCUACCAGGUUGAUAACCGCAGCUACCUUUUGGACUUUAAAAGCAUCGACGAUGACGUGAUGGAGCAGCGGUCGGGCUCGUCCACGCCGCAGCGCUCGUGCUCGGCCGCCGGCUUGCACCGGCCGCGGCUGAGCAUCGACGGCGGCGCCGCCGCCGAGUGCCCGUCGCUGACGGGCUCGCUGAGCGGCUCCUUCGUGGGCAGCCUGCCCGCCGCGCUCCCGCCGCGCCUGGGCAGCCACACCAUGGACUUCUUCGAGAUGUGCGCCAGCCUCAUCAUGGCCCUGGCGCGCUGAGCCGCGCCGCGCCGCGGGCCUCCCGCGCCGCCGCCCCCCCCCGCUUCGCUCCUCCUCCUCCUCCUCCUCGUCCGCGCUAUGCGCUCUGCAGCGCAGAACCGAACCCUCCUUGCGAAGACCCCGGGCCGGCUCAGAGGGCGCAGUCCUCUCUAAGACAGCGUCGACAAAAUGAGGAGCGACCUCGAUUCACUCACCGCGGGGUGAAACGUGUAGUCCCUCGCGCCGCGGGCAGAGCCCCCGCCUGCCCUGGAAGAGCACCGAGCCGCCGCUCGCCGCUUGCUCGGGCGAAGGCCGUUUGCCUCUCUUGUUUUUUUUUUUUUUUUUUUCUUUUUUUUUUUAUUUAUUACAAUGUUAUUUUUGGUUAUUAUGAUUUACCUCAGGCCAGCCGCUGUCUCGCCGCCAGGCUCGCGUGACCCCGCCGCGGGCGGUCCCCGUCCCCGAGGCGGGCCGGGCCGCGGCUCCCUGCCCCGACGGCGGCAGGAACGGUUUCGCCCGAGCUUUUCCGUGGGGAGGAUUUUUCUUUUUUCUCCGGGAAAAUCGCCGCGGGCCGGCGGGCCCUCCAUGCACCUCGGAUGCUUUACGGACCGGGACCUCCGCCGCGCUACUGCUAAG
Messenger RNA from Rhea pennata, 5171 nucleotides. It is a transcript of the gene PRKAA2, whose product is annotated as protein kinase AMP-activated catalytic subunit alpha 2. The transcript is spliced from 9 exons. Gene Ontology annotation, biological process: protein phosphorylation; intracellular signal transduction. Bases 3168 to 4559 code for a protein of 463 amino acids. The record is from RefSeq and is a predicted model, not a curated record. Lineage: Eukaryota; Metazoa; Chordata; Aves; Rheiformes; Rheidae. Gene Ontology annotation, molecular function: ATP binding; AMP-activated protein kinase activity. Gene Ontology annotation, cellular component: cytoplasm.